Molecule: messenger RNA, 2235 nt
Organism: Triticum turgidum subsp. durum (durum wheat)
Lineage: Eukaryota; Viridiplantae; Streptophyta; Magnoliopsida; Poales; Poaceae
Source: the annotation of a GenBank genome assembly
AUGCAGAACUCAAAAACCAGUAGGAAUGGCUCUUCAGAUGCUCCGCAGAGGACGUCUCCAGCAACACCGCGGUCGUCUCGUGUGGCGAAAACCGGAGGGAACGAAACUGACUCUGCAGGGAUCACACCAACAAGGACACCUACAGACAGGAGCCCAAAGGUCAUUGAGCGCCGUUCACCACGGAGCCCAGUUACUGAGAAGAAGCGCCCAAGUAGGCUAACUGAGCUGGACUCUAAGGUCAACCAGCUCCAAGAUGAGCUCAAGAAGACCAAGGAACAACUGAACGCAUCAGAGGCACGAAGGCGCCAAGCACAGCAGGAGGCUGAUGAAGCAAAGAAGCAGGGGCAGGAUGCAUCGUCGAAACUGGAAGAGUCCCAGUGCCAGCUUAUCGAGCUCUCAGCAGCAGAGGAAUCCCGUCUCCAGGAGCUGCGCAAGAUCCAACAGGAGCGUGACCGCACCUGGCAGGCCGAGCUUGAGGCAUUGCAGAAACAGCAGUCAGUGGAUGCCGCUGCACUCAGCUCGGCCUUGUCUGAGAUCCAGAGGCUGAAGUUGCAGCUGGAGGCGACGGUGCAAUCGGAUACAGCCCGUGCCAAGCAAUGUGAGCAUGCAGACUCUGAGCUCGAGGGGCUGAAGCAGGAGAUGGAGCUCAGGCUUGCAACGAUUGAAGGCCUGAAAGUAAAUGUCAGUGAAAGUGACAAGGCUGCAGCUGAUGCGAAUGCCAUGUCAACUGAGGCCAAGCUGCAGCUUGAGACCGCAAAGGCCACCAUUGACACACUCCUAGCUGAGGGUGCCCGGUUGCAGGAAUGCCUGAGGUCAAAGGACAUCGAGCUCAGUGAGUCUAAAGCUCGGGAAGCAUCGCUCAAGGAAGAUCUGAAGAAAGCUCAGGCUGCAGGUAAUGAAAUUCUGAAUGAGGCACAGGCAGGCAAUGCCAAUGGUGGCUUUGGCAGUCCGUUGACUGAAGUUGUGAAAAAGAGCGCGCAUCCUAUCAGUGACGUCAAUGGAAGCUGUGGAAGUCCUGACCCCGAGAUUGAGCACUUGAGGAUGGCGCUUGAGGUGGCUGAGAUGAGGUACCAGGAGGAGCAAACUCGGAUGGCCUUCGAGACAAAGACGGUUUAUGAGAUGCUGGAGAAUGUCAAGUCUGAGUGCACGCGCCAAGUGUGUGAUAUCGAGCUCAAGCUGAAGAGCAAGACUGACGAGCUCAUGGCAGCGCAGGCAGCACUGACAGGCAAGGCGCAGGAGGAUGUUCACAGGUCAGAUGGGCUGAGUGAAAUGCAGCCAGAGUUGGAGGCGAAGCUGAUGAAGUCCAUCACCGACAUCGCGGAGCUCAAGGCGAACCUGAUGGACAAGGAGAAUGCGCUGCAGAGCCUGGCGGAGGAGAACGAGACCCUCAAGUCGGAGGCGGGCAGGAAGGAGGCCGACGUGCAGCAGCGGUACGAGGCGGCGGUGGCGGAGCUGGAGCUGGCCAAGGCGGCGGAGCAGGACCGGCGUGCUGCGGAGGAUGAGCGGGCUGUGGAAGAAGGGGCCCAAGUGAACAAGCCCAUGAGACCGUUCAACAGACGAGAGUUACCAAGGCCGAAGCCUCCUACCAAGUGGGAGCAGUUCGCAAAGUCGAAAGGGAUUAUCAAGCACAAGAAGAACAAGCGUGCAUGGGACGAGCAAACUAAUUCCUGGAAGCGGACUUAUGGCUAUGAUCGUGUUAAUGAUGACAGAGACGUUCCCAUCAUUGAAGCCAAAUUGACAGAUGAGCCUGGUGUUGAUCCUUUUGCUCAAAGAAGGGAAGAGAAGAAGGGCAGGGUAGAUAAACAAGAAAAGAACAGACUUGGAAAUUUGAAGAAUGCUGCAAAAGUUGGUGCUCUGCCAAGCCAUAUACAGCUUGCUGCCACGUCCGUGCCCAUCACAGGAACUAAAGCUGAUCUGCCUAGAAAAGCUAAGAAGGAAGACCUCGAGAAUGUUGCUGGUAUGGCUUCGGCGGCAACAGCUAGCGGUGGAAAGUUCGACAAAAAGUUGCCUGGCGAGAAACCUCUCAAGAAAGCUGGCAAAAACAGAAAGUUCCUCCCUGUCGUUGAAGGGAAAGGAAUGGGCAACCUGGAGAAACAGCAAAACGACAAGAUCCUGAACAGUCUACUGGCCAAGAACUUCGAGGAGCCGUUGGAUGUCAGCAAUCACGAUGUACAAGGUGAAGAAGGACAACAAGAGGAGGAAAGACAAGCAAUCAUCGUCAUCCGGAUCGAAUAA